Messenger RNA from Gastrolobium bilobum, 1365 nucleotides. RefSeq lists its product as uncharacterized. The transcript is spliced from 7 exons. Gene Ontology annotation, cellular component: mitochondrion. The record is from RefSeq and is a predicted model, not a curated record. Lineage: Eukaryota; Viridiplantae; Streptophyta; Magnoliopsida; Fabales; Fabaceae. Gene Ontology annotation, molecular function: protein-lysine N-methyltransferase activity. Gene Ontology annotation, biological process: peptidyl-lysine trimethylation.
AUGGUAGCGUGGCAUUUCCUCAAACAGCUAACCUUCACUCUUGGCUCUCCUUCACCCAUCGCCACUACCCUCUCUCGCUGCUUCAUACGCUCGUCCCCUUCCGCUCUCACAUCAUUUUCCUUUCCUUCCAAUCAUAUCAAACUUAGUUACCCAUGGCUUCUUCCCCAUAUCCAUAUCAAUGUUCAUGUUGCAAGUGCUAAUGCAAAGUUUUCCACUUCUUCUUCUGCCCCUCUAGCAGACAAGUCCCAGGCUGCACAUGUACCUGUACCUGCACAUGCUCCUUAUCUUUAGGUUCUGGUUCAUUGUCCUAAAGAUUCUGCUGAUGUGCUUGCAGAAGCUCUUCUAUGCUUCGGUGCUAGUUCUGUUAGCGUGGAUCAAGAUGGUUUCGGACAAAAUACUGAUGAGAUUUGCAUUAGUUCCAUCUUUCCUGAAGAUGAGGAUAUAACUUUGAGCAUUUCGCAUGCAGCUGAUUCUAUUGGUUUGAAGGAGAUACCAAGAUAUGAAGUUAAAAGUAACGAGGAAGACUGGAUGAAGAGAGCUCGGGAAUCAUUCCAUCCUGUUGAAGUUACUAAAGGCCUGUGGGUGGUGCCCGAGUGGAGUACUCCACCUGAUGUUCAAGCAACAAAUAUAAUUCUCGAUCCUGGACUAGCCUUUGGAACUGGGGAGCAUGCCAGUACCAAACUCUGUCUUUUACUCUUACAUGGUUGUAUAAAAGGAGGAGAAUACGUGCUGGACUAUGGCACGGGCACUGGAAUUCUUGCAAUUGCAGCACUUAAGUUUGGUGCUGCCUUUGCUGUUGGAGUUGAUGUAGAUUCACAAGCAAUUGCAUCAGCAUCUCAAAAUGCUGCCCUGAACAAUAUUGGACCAGACAAAAUGCAACUGCAUCUGAUUGCUAGCAAAACCUCUUUAUCCUCCGGGGAUGACCAGAGAGAAAACACCUGUGAGAUACAAACUGUUACUGACCAGGAUAAGUACGACGUGGUCAUUGCAAAUAUACUCUUAAAUCCUUUAUUAGAUCUUGCUGAUGAAAUUAUCUCUUGUGCAAAGCCUGGAGCAGUUAUUGGUCUCUCUGGUGUAUUAUCUGAGCAGGUCCAGUACAUCAUGAAAAGAUAUUCACCAUUCUUAGAAGGCAUACAAGUUUCCAAAAUGGAUGACUGGGCCUGCGUGAGUGGCAGAAAAAGUAGGAAUUUGAAUGUCUGCUGACUCAUUUAUAUUAAGUGAUCAUUUUGGAGGUUUGGUAUUCCCAGCCAACUUCUGAAUGCAGCUUCAUGCCACCUAGUAUAUUUUAUGCAAUAUUUUUAUUUUUAUUUUUCGAUCGGUUUAUUGAUUACUCGACUUGUCUGGUCGAGCAGGUAGAAUCACAAU